UUUAUGUCUUCCCUGUGUAGGCCAGUACAAUGGUGGCGGUUGGCCUGACCAUAGCGGCAGCUGGAUUUGCAGGUCGCUAUGCACUAAAAGCUGUGAAGCAAAUGGAGCCACAAGUAAAACAAGCACUUCAGAAUCUACCAAAACCUGCCUUCAGCGGUUAUUACAGAGGUGGAUUUGAACCCAAAAUGACUAAACGAGAAGCAGCUUUAAUACUAGGAGUGAGCCCUACAGCCAACAGAAGUAAAAUUCGAGAAGCCCAUAGACGGAUCAUGCUUCUGAAUCAUCCAGAUAAAGGUGGCUCUCCGUAUGUAGCAGCCAAAAUCAAUGAAGCUAAAGAUUUGCUGGAAGACCAAGCUAAAAAAUGAAUGAGAGAGAAAAUCAGAGGGUUUGUCCCUGCAAAUGAUUAUUUUUGAUAAAUGGCGUAAGAAAAGUUCUAAUGUCAGUCUUUGACUUAAUAUAAAUGAAGCUGGAAAUAUGAAUCCAGGGAGGUCACUCCCUCCCCACUCAUUUCUUAGUCACUUUUUGGGGAAACGUGCAAGGGAGAGAGGCUUAAAGUUUUUUUCGUAGCUGUGCUUUAAUAAGCAAAAUCUGCCACUCUGAAAUAUUUUCAGAGUAAGAGUACUAACUUGGUUUGGCCAAUGCAUGUUACCAGAUACAGGUAGACCUGCAUGCUGUUACCUAAUUUUUGUUAAACUAGCUAUGUUUAAAGUUCAUGCUGCUGUUCUUUCAUGUGCCAAAGUUAGCAUGAUAAACCGGUUUGGGGAAGGGGUGGAAAAAAUCAAGAGGCUUUAUUUGACGGGAAGAAUUGGGACAGCUGUGUGGUUGUCUGACUGAAGAAAUAAAGUAUAGGAAACACCCGUGGUUGUCUUUGCCUUGUGAAAAACAAGGUUGGUUGAGCUUCUUAAGUGUUACUGAUGGGUCUGGAACAUCCCAGAUUUUUUUAGUAACUUUCAGUUUUUAAUGGAUUUUAUAUAGCCUUUAAUAAAUUUGAAAUUCGUAAUGUAA
Molecule: messenger RNA, 1005 nt
Organism: Aptenodytes forsteri (emperor penguin)
Lineage: Eukaryota; Metazoa; Chordata; Aves; Sphenisciformes; Spheniscidae
Gene: DNAJC19
Product: DnaJ heat shock protein family (Hsp40) member C19
Exons: 5
Coding region: 30-365 (111 amino acids)
Biological process (GO): protein import into mitochondrial matrix
Cellular component (GO): PAM complex, Tim23 associated import motor
Molecular function (GO): ATPase activator activity
Source: RefSeq, a predicted model, not a curated record